GAACAGAGGACGCCGAUGAUCUCGAGAAAGCGCGGGAAAGCGAUUCCUCGUUUGUAUGGGACGCCAGCUCCAAUCUCUACUUCCACACUAGUACUGGAUUUUAUCAUGAUCCAAAUGCUGGAUGGUAUUACAGCAGUAGAGAUGGUCUCUAUUAUACAUUUGAGAAUGGAACCUACGUGCCAAUGACAUUUGAUAAGAUUCAGGAUGAAGGAUCUGAAUCUAGGAACCACACGAGUAUUGCUGGCAGUGAACCUGUUGAAAAUAAAAAAUGUGAAGAAGAACAUUUCAUGGGUGAUGGGCUUGAAAAUCAGCAACCACCAUCUGAAUGGUUAGAAGAGACAUUGAUUAAUAUUUAUUUAUCGGGUAACUCCAACUUGGGUUGUGGUGCUCAGAACUCAACAACUUUGCAAGGGAACGAAGAGGAGCAAAGUCUGAUCCCUUGUGGAGGACCUGCUGAUCAGUUUGCUUCAGAUGAAUUACCUGGUUGUCAUCAAGUUGAGCAAGUAGAAGAAGCAUGGAUCACCGAGGAUGAGCAAAAUGCCUUCACUAGUAUAUCCUCAGAGGAAGGUGCUUCACUAGCUGAAGAAACUUGGCAAGCUCAGUAUGGUCAGGUUGUACGGGUUGAGGAUGAAGGUGCACCUCGUUUCCCCAUUAUCGAUCUAUGGGAUUGGGAAUUGAUUGCAGAGACUCUUAAAAAAAGGCGCCAUGUUGCAAGGUUGUUUGGAAGGGUUACUCGAAAUUCCCAUAAGCUCCAUCAGUCAGCUCCUCGUGCUCUUUUGAAAACGGCACCUAUAUGUGAUGUUCAUCUCGACUUAGUUCGUGUUACAUCAGGAAAAGUGUACAAGUUGAGGACCCCUAGCAAACAUUAUUUGGACAAAUUAUCAGCAUACGAGUCUUCAAAUCCAACAAAGGAUUGGGGUUUUCCUGAUCUAUUUGUCAAUAUGCACAACAUUGAUUCAGUUGGUUUGAAUCAAACUUAUACCAACACUACAGAUGCAGUUAUGAGGGGAAAAUCUUCUGCUACUCUUGAUCUAGCGCCUCCAUUCCAAAAGUGUGGCAGUCUACCUUACAGAGAUAGAGCUGCUGAGAGAAGAGCUUUACAUGGUGGAUACAGCAUUGGCCCCGGGCAAAAGAACUUAGGUAGCAACUUGUAUGAAGAAGAGUGGACAUCACAAAAUUCUGAUCCUGCAGAAGCAGCAGCAGAAGCCAUGAACAUGACAUUUGGGAAGGGAAGUUAUGCUAGAAGAGUUAUAGAAAAGAUGGGCUGGAAAGAGGGAGAAGCUCUGGGGUGCACAAAUAAAGGCCUUUUAGAACCUCUUCAAGCUGUUCCUAACAAAGGCUAUGCUGGUUUGGGAUGGAACCAUACUCGUUGAAGCAGUUUGUACAUCUCUUGUAGCUAUCGCUAUCUCAGUUUAGUAAAAUUUGCAGCUAUACAAGUUUGAAAUAAUGUACUCAUGUAUUUCUUGAAUAUCUUCUUUAUGAGAUAUAAUAGAGAUCUUUCAAGGUACCAUUAUAUGCAGGUGAUCCUUAUGGCUAGUGCUAGGAGCUGCUGCUCUUGAGCUGUACUUGCUUCUACUUUAACAAGUCUUAGUGUUGUAAGCUCAGAACUUAAAAGGUCUAUUUUCUCAAUGGGAGAGGGGGCGAGGUAAAUUA
Messenger RNA from Asparagus officinalis (garden asparagus), 1653 nucleotides. RefSeq names its product SUPPRESSOR OF ABI3-5. The coding region runs from base 183 to 1373 and encodes 396 amino acids. The transcript has 10 exons. The record is from RefSeq and is a predicted model, not a curated record. NCBI's taxonomy places the organism in Eukaryota, Viridiplantae, Streptophyta, Magnoliopsida, Asparagales, Asparagaceae. Gene Ontology annotation, biological process: mRNA splicing, via spliceosome. Gene Ontology annotation, cellular component: nucleus. Gene Ontology annotation, molecular function: RNA binding.